AUGCCGCUUCCGACCAAGUUCUUCGUCUCGCCCAUGCGCCGGCCGGGCGAGACGCUCGGGCUCGAGUGGGGGUGGCUCUUCAAGGCCGGCGCCGUCAGUCGUCCCGGCAGUCCGUCGCCCGCACACUCGCCCCUGCCUGGUCUCUCUGCGCCGAGUUCGACGCCGAACUCGCCGAGUAAAGCCGCCAAGGCUAAACCAGCACAGGCGCAGGCCAACAGUGCUGCGGCGGCCGCGCAGGCUGCGGGCGCUAGACUCAGUGAGGCGGUCAAGGGCGGGAGGGAUGGGAUUGUCGCGCCGACGCCGAUGAGGGCCAUGCCUGGCAUGUCUGGGCGGCCGGGGAGCCAGCCGGCCUCGCGGCCAGCGAGCCAGCCGGGAAGCGCAUCGGGGAGCAAGCCGAACUCGCAGCCGAGUUCAAAGCCCGGCUCGCCGCCAAAGAUCAACGUCGGUGGUGCCACGCCAACCACCCCUUCGUCCUCGACACCCACCACCUCCGUGCCGACGUCCGCGCCAGCGCCGGGGACGAACAGCGUCAAGCCCGCCCAUGCCACGAAGCACGAGCGCUCCGCCGACGAGAUCGCGCACGUGAAGGCGAUCCUGGCAUCGAGCACCGCGCUCUCUCUGCCCGAGGCGCAGGGCGGGAUGUCGCACGGCGUGCCCGGCCUCGUCAUCGAGGAAAUGCGGGAACACCUGCACGUGCACGCGUGCGACAAGCGGCUGACGCUCACGGAGCUCCGCGCGCUCUUCCCGCACUUCACAUUCCCCGAGGCGCCGGACGAGGACACGGUGUGGAAGCCCAUCUCUGUGCGCGGGCGCGAGACGGAGGACGAAAUGGUCGCGCGCGCCGGACGGGGGCUCGAGAUUCUGUUUGAUAUGGCACAGGAGGACAGAUAUGUGAGCCUCACGGCACACUCGGGGCUGCUCCGGGCUGUGUACAAGAAUCUCGGGAUUCCGUAUCGACGCCUCGUCACGGGGGAGAUGAACGUGCUCGUUGUGCGCGUGCGCAAGGUCCCCGAAGUCCCCGAAUUACAGAAUGGAGUCAAUGCCCCGCUCUGA
This is a messenger RNA of Trichosporon asahii var. asahii CBS 2479, 1053 nucleotides long. RefSeq lists its product as uncharacterized. The transcript has a single exon. The record is from RefSeq and is a predicted model, not a curated record. Lineage: Eukaryota; Fungi; Basidiomycota; Tremellomycetes; Trichosporonales; Trichosporonaceae. Bases 1 to 1053 code for a protein of 350 amino acids.